Molecule: messenger RNA, 1719 nt
Organism: Aspergillus calidoustus
Lineage: Eukaryota; Fungi; Ascomycota; Eurotiomycetes; Eurotiales; Aspergillaceae
Source: the annotation of a GenBank genome assembly
AUGAAUCAAUCAGCAUUCCGGGUGCCUUUCCGCUCGGUGUUUACCUGGCUGCUGCUUGGGGCCUCCAUAACCCGCGCUCAGCUUCAUCUUUUCAAUCAGGGGACGCUACCAUUCUCAUCAGAAUGUAACAGCGCGAUGGCGGCACAGCUCGACUGCAGUGUCCUUGAGACGGGGGGUACCAUGUACACGCGGGACGCUGAGCUCACAGUUGACAUUUUAGACGGAAUGUGUACUGAGCAGUGCAAAGCGUCACUAAAGGCCUACCGAGAGGCGGUCGAGGCCGCCUGCGUGCACGAUGAGAAUGGCGAAUACUGCAGCCUGAAGCUCCAGGAAGCUGAUAGCAUUGAUCACUGCGGCAAAUGCAACCUAUGGACGUUCAGGGAGAAGCUCGACAAUGGUUACUUCGCUAAGAGCGAUCUCCUGGAGCAAUAUGCAUACCAGACUUCAAGCUGCGGAGUGACCACGAUCCCACCACCAACCCCUUCUAGUGUUUUGCUCUCUAGUGCACCGGCACCCACCGCCAGAAGGAGACCAUGCGCGGGCCGAAGAGUUCCAAUUCAGCCUGGUGAUACCUGUGACAGCUUUGCCUUAGCACACAACGUCAGCACCUAUCGCCUGCUGAUUGACAACGGGCUGCAAAGUGGAUGUACGGACUUUCCCACUAAGGGCUCGUUAUGCGUGAUUAGGACCUGCCAGACGCAUAAAGUUACUAAAAGCGACACGUGUCAGGGACUAGCGAGCAGAUAUAAUAUAACAAUCACGCAAUUUCGAACGUGGAAUCAGGUGCUCAAUGCCAGGUGUAGUAAUUUAGAUCUCCUUGUUGGACACAUCGCAUGUGUGGGAUACCCUGGGGAGGCAACAUCGACCGAGAAUCGAUAUGUGACAAAGCCAGCUGGGGGUACUGCCCCUGCAGCCGCCCCACCUCCAGCCAAUCUCGCCCCAGAGGUUAAUACCAACUGUGCCAAGUACUAUCAAGUGAAAGAGGGUGACUAUUGCGCGGUCAUAGCAAUGAAAAACGCGAUUGUCACCAAUGACUUCUACUUCCUGAACCCCGGGAUUGACAAGGAAGGUACCAACCUGCGGCCACAUUACAAUUACUGUGUAUACCCCGUUGGAAACAUCGAAACAUACCCCGGAUAUGCCGCAGUGACCGGCGGCCCAACAACCUCACGCUGGAUGCCAACAAUGCCUACCACAAUGAUUGAUCUCAAGGACUUACCUACGGCAACUUGGCGGCCCUGGACAUCUCUCCUCACAGCAACCACGCUCCCACUGGCCAACGGCACAAGGAAGGACUGCAAGGUGUACGAGGAUAACACGCGCGGCGAAAUCCCUUGCGACUGGCUAAGGGGCGUGAGGUCUCUUCUUAACUUUGAGGACUGGAACCCAUCUGUCGUCUGGUGGAACUGCACACUGGCGAACAACACCCGUUAUUGCGUGUCGCUGUGGGAUCCGGCUCUCGAGGAAGAUGACGAGGACGAAUGGGAUCUGGACCCUCCUGAGAACGCAGCGCCGGGCUCUACGGAAGAUUGCUAUUACUGGUACUCCACUGAAGAAGGAGACACCUGCGACAGCGUGCUGCAGUAUGGAAAUAUCGCGCUCGACGCUUUCUAUGCGUGGAACCCGAGUGUCAAAGAGGACUGUUAUAACAUGACGCUGAAUACUUCGUAUUGUGUCUGGGGCCCUGGGUAUCGUGACGCCUGCCCUAAAUUGUCCUGA